GAGCCUCACCUGCCUCCCUCUCUGCCCUCCCCGGGUGAGGACGGGGCUCCGGGAAGAACAUGCAGCCCGCAACAGCCUCUGUUCUGGAUCUUUCAAGGAUCACAGAGGGAAGAGAGACCCCAGGACAAUGCCGACAGGUCGUUCCCCCGGAGUCCGGCUCCUUCCACGUUCUUCAUGGGAACGGUACGUCCGUUGGGUCUGUCGUGGGGUUCCAGUGCUCCCCGAUGCACCAGUUGGUGGGCGAGGGAACGACGACGUGUGUUUGGAGAGGAAACGGCGCGGCGUGGACGACGGGGACCCCAACGUGCAAAACGCUGUUGAAAUCCGAUGCGCUUGGAUUUAAGGUCGCGGUAAUCGCCUCCAUCGUGAGCUGCGCUGUCAUCCUGCUGAUGUCGAUGGCGUUUCUGAUUUGCUGCCUCGUCAAAUGCAUGAAGAGGAACGAAAGGAAACGCUCACAGAGAGAGAAGGUCGUCUGGCAUCAGAUAGACUGCGAGGAGCUGGAAAACAUGAAGGGCCGGAAUAAUAAUAAUAAUGCGGAGCGCCGGCGGCCCGCGCUGGACGACUGGCUUAAUAUGGUUUACGAAAACCGCGGGUUCUGCAGGGGCCACGAGGCGCGGGCCGGGAGUUCACUCACCGCUGGCUGCACGGACGGUAACCGCGCAUGCUUUCCAGACAAGCAGAUAUCCGGCCAGCACUUUGCCCCCGGCCGCCACGUCUCGGUGCAGACGGUGAGUGGCGUCCACGUGGUGGAGGUGUACGGCAGAGACCAAGACAUUCACCGGCGAUACGAGUGACGAUACCGACGGAGCCGAGGAAUCCUGUGCCUUAAAACUGCCUGCGGCGCUCCCGGCGCGUUUCACUCGACGUCAGCGCAAGCGAAGUGC
Molecule: messenger RNA, 884 nt
Organism: Spea bombifrons (plains spadefoot toad)
Lineage: Eukaryota; Metazoa; Chordata; Amphibia; Anura; Pelobatidae
Gene: SUSD3
Product: sushi domain containing 3
Exons: 5
Coding region: 60-794 (244 amino acids)
Cellular component (GO): plasma membrane
Source: RefSeq, a predicted model, not a curated record